GAACAUGCAGAAGGCCAACCUCUUAUCACUUGCUGCACGAGGCGUCAUAAUUGACCAGCGUUGCUAAUAAACCUGCACGAUCAAACACGCCAGACGGAGGAAAAAAAUCAGCCGGAAAAGUUUCUUAUAAUAUAGGUGAACAGGCAAACGGGGUGAAGAGAGUCUUGUCUAACCUCAAAAGGAGGUCAGCAUACAAGACGCCCACACACCCGAAGCACCAAAAACAAGCCACCCGGAAUGAACAGCUAAGUUAACGGGUGGAGUUUGUGCCCAGCCGAGAGAAAGGAGCGCUUUGAGCUCCUUCCCUUGAAGUCCCGCGGGGGAGUCGAGUCCUGCGGCGCCGUCUCCCGAGAGACCAGAAUGCAAAACACUUCACGUCACAAGGCACAUAGAACGUCGCUUCUCCGAGCAGCCCUCGGCGUUUUAAAGGGGCCGCCUGAGAUGCAGUGAGAAGGGAGUUGGCGCGCGGAUUAUGGAAGGAUUUUCUCAGACCUCAGACCAGAAAAAUCGGGAUGAUGAAGGCAAUGAUCCAGAUGGCAAAGAUACUGGAAAUGGAAGUUCAUCUUCUGAAGCUGAUAAUUCUGAUAAGUCUUCCAAAGAAAUCAAAGUAGGAGAAAUUAAUGGUAGUCCAGAUAAGAGAUCAGAUAGAGCUUCUUCAGAGAGAAAAAUUGAGUUGUCUUCCCCAAGUGCCACAGAGACAUCAACAUCAAGCACAGGAAAAACCAAGAGCUUUCCAAGGAUAUUGGGAGGAGUUCGGAGAGAAAGUGAAAUCAGCAGGGAAAUAUUGGACACCAUUGCUGAUAUGCCUCAGAGACCCUUAGAAAUAUCUGUCUCAAUGCAGACAGAUGCAAGUUGGAUUCAUGACCACAUCUACAUGAGAAAGGCUCCCUUUUCAGCUCCAAAGGAGCGCCAAGAAGAGGUUCAUCCUGAGAAUGAUAUCUAUGCUGUUGUGCCCCAAGAUCUCAGCUGCUUAGACAUUUUAUGCGACACAGAGUUUACAGAAGACUUCUUAAAACUGUUUCAAGAAUCUCUGCAGACAAUUUCCAGUGUGGGCCCACCUACUAUUAUAGCUUAUAGACCAGAGUCAUCAAGAGCAGAUAUUCACAUUGAGGUUCCGAAGGAAACCCUAGAAACCUGUGAAUUCUGUGGCAGCCCCAUAAAAUACUUUCCUUCAUUUGAAAGUCUGGAACACAUAGCAGAAUGGGGAGAUCUUUUCUGUUGCCAGCAAUGCCGGGAGCUUCAUGAGUUCAUUGUCAGUGAAAAAAAUCGCUAUCCAGACAAAAUGAAGAUGAUUGAUAUUGCCCCUCAUAAGGCCCAUGGAAGUCAAGCUGACCGAGAACGGGCAAAAGAAAGAGCUCGAGAAAGGCUCAGAGAGAGACAAAUGGCAAAACAAAUUGCCUUCAUGGCUGUAGAAGCAGAAAAGAGUGCACUUCCAAUACAUCUCCCUGAAUACAAUAAACAGCUUAAAACAAUUUCCUUCUUCCUGUCUCAAGAGACACCUUCUUCAGCAAGAAUUUAUUCACCAGUAAUUAAAGAAGCAGAGAUUGUGGACAAUACAUACACCAUCUCUUGCUGUGAUUUCACUAUUGCAGGUGGAAAGUUGGUGAAAAACCAAUUCAUACAACAGUACUACAAAAAUGGUGUGAAGUUCCUUACCAUGUUUCCGGAUGGCACUGCACAAAUAUUCUAUCCAUCUGGAAAUCUAGCAAUUAUUGUUGUACAGAAGAAUGAAAAUGCAGGGUACAUUUGUAUAGUCCAAGAAGAUAAGCACGAGAAGCCCGAAAUCCAGGCAGUAUUUGACUCUUGUGGGAAAGGAACUUGUUAUCAUCCAAACCAAAUUGUAUGGAUAAAUAUUACUAUUCGAGGAGGACAUUACUCAGAUCAAGCUGGCAACAAAGUGAAAACAUGGAAUUGGCCCAACAAUUUACAGAAGCACAAUCCCCGUGUAUCAUUUAAACCCAUCUUUCUGUCCUUGAACCUUAAUGUUGGUGUCAGGAUACUCGGGCAAGAUAAAAUUGCCAUUUCUUUUCUUGCAAUGGGAAAACAAGCAAAAAUCAAUGUAGGAACCAAAGUGCAGCCACUUGCUGAACACCUUCCAUGGCCAAAGUACGUAGCUGAAGAUGACCUUCUGCUUUUCGCCAAUAGAUUAAAGAUUCUUCGCAUCUUUGCUAAACUGAAUAGAUAUUUAGACUUUCCUGCCAGUGACUGGUGGACUAAACUGGAGCUCCCUUCAUUUCUUUUGAAACAGACUUCGAAGUUAAUGUAUCUUUGUAAAGAAUGUGAAAUAGACUGUGCUCUGGAUAAGUUAAUAAUGACAAUACUAAAUUCACCAGUUUGAUCAACAGCUGAUAGUUGAUUGAUGUUGACUGAACAGUGUUAAAGUCACUUGCUUGUUUAAAAUAUUUAAUAUUAAUCUGUUGAAUUCAGUAAGCAAAUUUAUUUGUAUUUAAUAUUUAUGUAUUCGUAAAAUAUACUAUAUAUGGGUAUCUUCUUGAAUGUUUGUCGCAUUAGAAAAUAUAAAUAUGAAGCAAACUUCAGUAAGUAAACUGAAUUAUAUGCCAUAGGAUUCAGUAACUAUUCAUAAAACUCUAGAUCCAUUUUGCUAUGGUUAAAAAAAAUCAUAAACUUUUUAAGGCCAUAUUCUUAUACUAACCCACAUAAUUCAUCUGCUUUUUUUAUUUCUCCACACCUUUAAGCAAAAUAAUAAAUAAAACAGGAUGGUUGGGCUGAAGAAGAGGAUGCUUGCAUUUAGUUACAAUCUGGAUGGAAUUAGAUCCUACCAGGCAGUCAUGUUUUCAGAUUACAGAUAAAAGUUUUGUAAAAGCUGUUGGGAAAAAAAAAUUGUUGUUCCCACUGUCUGAAAUCAAACCAUCCAGUUGUUACUCAGACUCAUGUCCAUCUUUAGGGAAAAUACCUAAUGCACCUUUAUUAAGUGUAAAAUCAAUAGUGGAGAAAAAGGUAUCUUUUAUAUAAACAACCCUAGUCUUGAUAUAUUAACAAAGUUUUAUCUACUACACUUGGAGGAAACUAUUUUCUAGGAUGUAUAUUCCACAAUCAGAAAAUAAAACUUUCCAUAUAUAA
Messenger RNA from Pantherophis guttatus, 3081 nucleotides. RefSeq names its product glutamate rich 6 (gene ERICH6). The record is from RefSeq and is a predicted model, not a curated record. Lineage: Eukaryota; Metazoa; Chordata; Lepidosauria; Squamata; Colubridae.